Molecule: messenger RNA, 1984 nt
Organism: Rhopalosiphum maidis (corn leaf aphid)
Lineage: Eukaryota; Metazoa; Arthropoda; Insecta; Hemiptera; Aphididae
Product: leucine-rich repeat extensin-like protein 5
Exons: 2
Coding region: 86-1669 (527 amino acids)
Source: RefSeq, a predicted model, not a curated record
AAAAAAUUGACGCAUUCUGACACAGUCAAUCAUUUUAAUAAUUAUAUAUAUAAAAAAAAAAUUUAAAAAAAAUUCUAACAUAAAAAUGAAACAACCGGCGUUAUUUGUCUGCGUGGUAGUAUUGCUUCUAAAACUUAUGAACACAGAUGCACACAUUAAAUCAUUUCACGCAGACAAUUCGCUGUUGUCUCUACCGUUGGGACAACAAUCGGAAUCAGCUUUCGGUCAAUUCGACUUAAAGACAUCACUAGCCGUCAAAAAAACCGUAGCGUUUAUGACAUUUCUAUCGUCCAGCCCGAAACUGCUGUGCCUAGUCCCGCCGUUUUUAAUAACGGAUUUCCUCACACAACUUUCGUGUAAUCCCACAGUUCUGCAUUCUAUACCGCGUCACGUGAUAACGGGAUUCAUGACCUCGUUGUCGGCCAACCCGACUCUCAUUAGUGGAAUACCUCAAACAGUAUUCGUAUCGUUAAGCAACACGUUGUCCAUCGGACCGUCGGCGGCUACGGGGACCGUCUUGCCCGCCGGGUCACCAAGCACGGAAGUCGUCGGUAACUCGAAUGGUGGCCCAUCUGCACCGUCCGCGGUGCCGCAAUCGCCUGCAGUUCAGGUGAGCAAAACCGUCGAUGCCACCGUAAUUCCGGCUGGCCCAUCUGCACCGUCCGCAGUGCCGCAAUCGCCUGUAGUUCAGGUGAGCAAAACCGUCGAUGCCUCCAUAACGCCGGCUGGCCCAUCUGCACCGUCCGCAGUGCCGCAAUCGCCUGUAGUUCAGGUGAGCAAAACCGUCGAUGCCUCCAUAACGCCGGCUGGCCCAUCAGCACCGUCCGCAGUGCCGCAAUCGCCUAUAGUUCAGGUGAGCAAAACCGUCGAUGCCUCCAUAACGCCGGCCGUUCAGCCUGCAUCGGCUGCGCCCGUUUCACCCGUAGUCGCGGUCAGCGCCGAUGUUGUUGCCGCCAUAUCGUCGUCCGGUUCGCCGUCGUCGCCCGCACAUGAUUUGUCCGGUGUUUCUGUUACAAAGGAAGUCGCCGUUACCAUUGCACCAACAGUUUCGUCAACGGCCCCCUGUUUACCCACGGAUUUACCCACGACCAAUAGUCCAUCACCGCCAAUCGCAUAUCCACCAGUAGGUGGACCUUCAGGACUUCCCGAACCGUGUGAUGAUAUAAAACCACCGUCGCCAUUUUCGAUACUGCCAUCGUUUUUCAACAAGGGAGCCGGUAUUAAUAUAUUAGAAUCUAAAAUCGAAUCAAUUCUAAAACUAUUUGCAAGUGGUAACUUAAAGUUACCGCAAUUGCACGUACCUACUGUACCUCAAAUACCUGUUGUACCCCAAAUACCUGUCUUACCCCAAAUACCCGCUGUACCCAAAAUACCCGCUUUACCUAAAAUACCUGCUUUACCCCAAAUACCCGCUUUACCCCAAAUACCUGCAAUUGUAAGUAAACCUAAAAUAUUUGUUCUAUUACCCGCUCCAUUAAUUGGUAAACAAAUCGAAAUACAGCCCGCGCAGCUUAAGAAACUUUACUAUCAACCAGAAACUUUAGAUAAUAUUAUUAAUAUUAUUCAUAAACGUCUACCCACUCCACACAAAUUGAGCUUGCCCAAAUUGCCCGCGCUUACAAGUAAGCCAAUCAAAUGUCUUCCGUUAUUCUCAAAAGUUCCUUGUUAAUAUUCUCUGGUAUAAAUUAGCCCGGUUUAUUUUCCCCGAAAACACUCAUCUCCAUUUUUAAUGUAUUUAUUAUUUUUUUUUUUGUAUUAUAUAAUUAUGUUAUUGUAAUUUAUUUACAAAUUAAUUAUUAUUGACUUUUAUUUAUUUCACAUCAUUAUUAUGUAUUUAUGAUUUAGACUAUUGUGAUAAUAUACGUGUACAAGUAUAUUCGUACACUAUAAAACGAAUAAAAAUCAUUUUUUAAUGUAUUUGCUAAUCAGCGGUUUUGUUACAAUAAUAAUAUUAAUAAUAAUAAAAACUAUGUUGAAUUAUUUC